GGAACGGGGUCUCCCUGAGAGGGUCAUUUGGUGACCGGAGAGGGGAAGGCUUGCAGGAGGGCUGCCGAGAAGCCUGUUAGUGCUUGGGAAAUAGUGGGCAGGACCCUGAGCAGAGCUGGUGGUUUGGGAAAAGGCAGUUUUCUCUCACGUGUGAAGAGCGUGGGGUUUGCCUUUAGGGCCUACGCCUCCAGUCAGGCCCCUGGCUGGUCCCCUUGCCCGACAGACCUGAGGGGAAGGUAGGCCCGGCCCUGUGGAACCUCACUUUUUCGGGUAAUCAACCAGAAUAGAUUCAACACUUGGUCUUCUACAGAUUUUCGAUGGAUCCUAUCCGCCCAUCAUUCAGGGCCCCUGCUCCUGCCCACCCAUCUCAGUUUGUACGGAUGCCAGGCUGUUGGCCACAAGCUCCUAGACCUUUGAAUUUAUCUCUGGGAAGGGCAGGACCUACAGCCAGAGGCCAUAUGUUUGGAAAGCCAGAGGUACCUGGCACACAGAAUCGGUCAGCACAAAGGGAGUGUGUUGGUUUGGUGUCCAUGUUCCGAGGUAUGGGUCUUGAGACGGUGUCCCAGGCUCCUCUGAAACGAGAAAUGCCUUCUUUAGGUAGAGGCAUUUUAGGUCGAGGCUUAUCGGCUAACAUGGUUCACAAGGAGAAAGAAGAACACCAUCCUGCUUUUCCUGAUCCUCUGGUAUUGGCAGCUGGGGAUAGCAAGCUAGCAGAGGCCUCUGUUGGUUGGAAUAAAGUUCUUGGAAGAGGGAGUUCAGAUGCCUCUUCAUUACCUCUGGGAAGAAUAGCUGGUGGCAUAGGCAGAGGAGUAGACAAAUCUCUCUGGGCACCUGGCCUACCUGCCUGGGACCUCCAGCAGCUGUCAGCACCAACGCCUCUGCCCGGGUCCUUGCUGAACUCUCCAGAUCAACCCCCUGGCCCAACUGUGGAACACACGGAGAAAGAGUGUUUUGUGAAGCAAGGAUCAAAAGGAACACCUCAAUCUUUGGGACUGAAUCUCAUCAAAAUACAGUGUCAUAAUGAAGCAGUUUAUCAAUAUCAUGUUACUUUCAGCCCCAAUGUAGAAUGCAAAAGCAUGAGGUUUGGCAUGUUAAGGGACCAUCAAGCUGUCACUGGAAAUGUCACUGCUUUUGAUGGAUCUAUUCUCUAUCUGCCUAUUAAGCUUCAACAAGUUCUUGAGUUAAAAAGUCAAAGGAAAACUGAUAAUGCUGAGAUCAUCAUUAAGAUUCAGUUGACAAAGAUCCUGGAGCCUUGUUCUGACUUGUGCAUUCCUUUCUACAAUGUUGUUUUCCGAAGGGUAAUGAAACUUUUAGAUAUGAAGCCUGUGGGAAGAAACUUCUAUGAUCCUACAAGUGCUAUGGUAUUACAGCAGCAUAGGUUGCAGAUCUGGCCUGGCUAUGCAGGUAGCAUCCGGAGGACAGAUGGAGGUCUUUUUUUGCUAGCUGAUGUCUCCCAUAAGGUCAUUCGGAAUGAUUCUGUGCUGGAUUUCAUGCAUGCCCUGUACCAGCAGAACAAAGAUAACUUCCAAGAUGAGUGCAGUAAGCUUCUGGUUGGCAACAUUGUUAUUACCCGAUACAAUAAUCGGACCUAUCGGAUUGAUGAUGUGGAUUGGAAUAAGACUCCAAAGGACAGCUUCACAAUGUCUGAUGGAAAGGAGAUCACAUUCCUGGAAUACUACAGGAAAAACUAUGGGAUCACAGUUAAGGAAGAGGACCAGCCACUGCUGAUCCACAGGCCCAGUGAGAGACAGAAUAAAUAUGGAACGCUGCUAAAAGGCGAAAUCUUGCUUUUGCCUGAGCUUUCCUUCAUGACUGGGAUUCCGGAGAAGAUGAAGAAGGACUUUAGAGCCAUGAAGGAUUUGACCCAGCAGAUCAACCUGAGCCCCAAACAGCACCAUAAUGCUUUGGAGUGCUUGAUCCAGAGAAUUUCAAAGAACGAGACAGCCAACAAUGAACUGAUGCGUUGGGGGCUCUGUCUGCAGAAGGACAUACACAGGAUCGAAGGACGCGUUCUACCAAUGGAAAGAAUUAAUUUAAAAAAUACUUCAUUUAUCACAUCUCAGGAGCUAAGCUUUGUAAAGGAAGUAACGAGAGAACCUUCUAUCUUGACUAUCCCCAUGCACUUCUGGGCACUAUUUUAUCCAAAGAAAGCAAUGGAUCAGGCCCGAGAACUGGUCAACAUGUUAGAGAAAAUAGCUGGCCCCAUUGGCAUGCGCAUGAGUCCACCAGCCUGGGUUGAACUGAAGGAUGACCGAAUAGAGACCUAUAUCAGAACCAUUCAAUCCAUGCUUGGAGUUGAGGGGAAGAUACAGGUGGUUGUUUGCAUCAUCACAGGCACACGUGAUGAUCUCUAUGGGGCCAUCAAGAAGCUGUGUUGUGUGCAAUCCCCAGUGCCCUCACAGGUCAUCAAUGUUCGAACCAUUGGUCAGCCCGCCAGGCUUCGGAGUGUGGCUCAGAAAAUUUUGCUUCAAAUUAACUGUAAAUUGGGAGGGGAGCUCUGGGGAGUAGAUAUUCCUCUGAAACAGUUAAUGGUGAUUGGGAUGGAUGUUUACCAUGACCCCAGCAGAGGCAUGCGUUCUGUGGUUGGCUUUGUUGCAAGCAUCAAUCUGACCCUCACUAAAUGGUAUUCACGAGUGGUGUUCCAGAUGCCUCAUCAGGAGAUUGUGGAUAGCCUAAAGAUGUGUCUGGUGAGCGCCUUGAAAAAGUUUUAUGAGGUGAAUCACUGUCUACCAGAGAAGAUCGUGGUGUACCGUGAUGGAGUGUCUGAUGGCCAACUAAAGACAGUUGCCAAAUAUGAAAUUCCUCAGCUACAGGAGUGUUUUGAAUCUUUUGAGAAUUACCAGCCCAAGAUGACGGUGUUUGUAGUUCAGAAGAAAAUAAGCACCAAUCUAUACCUGGCUGCCCCUGAGCACUUUAUGACUCCCUUGCCCGGGACUGUGGUAGAUCAUACUAUAACAAGCUGUGAGUGGGUGGAUUUCUACCUUCUUGCCCAUCAUGUACGGCAAGGCUGUGGCAUCCCUACACACUACAUCUGUGUUUUCAACACCGCAAACCUGAGCCCUGAUCACAUGCAGAGGUUGACUUUCAAACUGUGCCACCUGUACUGGAACUGGCCUGGUACCAUCCGAGUCCCAGCCCCUUGCAAGUAUGCCCACAAGCUUGCUUUCCUGUCAGGACAGAUCUUGCAUCAUGAGCCAUCCAUCCAGCUGUGUGAGAACUUGUUCUUCUUGUGAUUGUGUAGCUUGGACCUAGGCUGGCGAGGAGAAAUUAGACUUCUCAUCUCAGCUGUGAGGAACCAGCAGACUCAGAAGUGGGUUUUUGUGUUGGUGUUUUCCAUUUCUCCUACCUUUAGAGUAAAAUUUCUUUUUUUCUUUUAAACCUGGUAUCACCAAAAAGCAGGCUUUUAAGUACCAGCUGGAAAUUGCCUUGAUGCCUCUGUAGAGCAAACGGCUGUUCCUGUGAGAGCAUGGUCAGGCCUGUUAACUACUGGGAACCCUGCAAGGGCAGGGAGUAUAGCUCAGUGGUACAGUGUACCUAGCAUUCCCGGAGCCCUACAUUCAAUUCCCAGCAUCAAAAAGAAAAAACAACAACAAAAACAAAACCCCUCCAAAGCCAACAUGAGCUGUAGAAACCUGCAGAAGCAGCAAUUAUACCUAGAGAUGGUGUUUAAGAAGUGCUUCUCGUUUCUGGUGCCAGAGGUGAUAAUGAAUGAAGUCACUGCAUGUUUCUUAAAGUAGUUAUUUAUUUGGGCUAUUGGGACAGGCGAAAGAGAAACCUGUGAAGCAGAUUUUUAUAGGUAUUGCUGUUGCUGGCAGGAGUGAAAGGCAUGUGGUAAAACCAAACGUGGCACGGUCGGGCCCUUGCUGCCAUAAUCUUCCCUGGGGGUUGUGUUUAUGACUCCUAUGAUGUGAGUUGGGUGCCUCACAGCUAUUCCUGGGCUUUCUUUUGAGAGAGUUCAGUUGAAGUUUUUUCUAUACCUUUCAGUUACUUUAAAAAUACCAUAUUGCUUUCUUGCUUCCCACAACAUACCCACAUGCACACACAUACACCUUUGCUCUUUAUGACUGAUCUUCAGUAAGUUUCGACUUUUAAAACAACAAAACUGGGGGAAGAAUUCAGCUAGGAAAGUUCAGGAUGGGGUGUGAGUUUUUAUUGAACCUUCCUCCCAGAAGCCUGGGCUUCAUUUUUGCAUGUGUGUCUGAGUGUAAUGGGAAUACUCGUUUCUCUUGCACAAGAGCCUUUUCUGUGGGCUCACUUGCUCAGGAUUUUUUAGAAUUCCAGUGAAGAUUUAUAGAAGUCGGUUUGGAAAAUGGGACACUCUUAGCAAGGUCCAGACAUUACUGUUUUGGAAGUUGUCACCCUUCCUGCGCAUUUCAGAGUUUGUCUGAUGCAGUGGUUUUCUGUGUGUAUUUUUUUCCGUCAUUAUUUUAAAAUCAACCUAUCCUUUCAGCUCAGUUCUAUCAUAUCUUGCUUUACUAGGUUUUAAAACAUGGUUUUAUUCCUUUGAAUUUGUAUUUUCUAACUAUUAUGUUCAUUCGUUUAUUUACUGGUAUGAUGGAAAGGAGAGGACAGGGCAGAAAUACCAUUUUUACAUAACAGUGCAUGAGACUACUUCACCUUAAAGCUCCUUAGAAGCAGUGGGGGUGGGUGUGCAGCUCAGUGGAAGAGCACUUACCUAGCAUGGCCAUCCCCAGCACUGCCGAGGAAAACAGAAAGAGACCAGAGAGCUUUUAGUUUGUGGCAUCAUCCAGAGUAUGGAAAAGGAUGAGCACUGAUGGUCCUUAAGUGCACUUCUGGUUUUAUUUGGAGCCCCUGACAUAGGGGGACACUAAACUUAGAAUGUCAGAGCCACAGAAUCAAGCAGAUUGAACCAUUGGUCUCUGGCUGAAAAGAUCACUUUCCCAAUUUUCUUUGGAAGCAUUUUGAAUU
Messenger RNA from Fukomys damarensis (Damara mole-rat), 4929 nucleotides. RefSeq names its product piwi like RNA-mediated gene silencing 2 (gene Piwil2). The coding region runs from base 318 to 3233 and encodes 971 amino acids. The transcript has 23 exons. The record is from RefSeq and is a predicted model, not a curated record. NCBI's taxonomy places the organism in Eukaryota, Metazoa, Chordata, Mammalia, Rodentia, Bathyergidae. Gene Ontology annotation, cellular component: P granule. Gene Ontology annotation, molecular function: protein binding; piRNA binding. Gene Ontology annotation, biological process: regulatory ncRNA-mediated gene silencing.